AUGAAUAGCACAAUUCUUGGGCAUAGCUCAGCUUUUCGAAUAUCAUAUGUACUGCUUCGCAGUAUUCACAGGCCAUGCAAUCUACGGUUUUUUUCACGAUCCACCACCAGCUCGUUUACAGCAAAAAAUCCACUCAAUUCAUUUGGAAAGUCAAAAUCAUUUAAAUCGGAUGAUACAAGUGUCGAGACAGAUGAACUAUUGAGUGAAAACAAUCCAUGGUCUCCUACAUUUGAAGAUGAUCCCAUUUAUGUUCAAGAGCGAGGCAAGAUAAGAAGGACGAAAUUACCUGAAAAGUAUCGACUUUCUUACAAGCCAAUAUAUGAAGCGCCAUCGUCGAAAUAUGUCUCGUUGCUAAAGAGAUUGACAUUGACCUUUGGUGUUGUUGGAGCUUAUGGCUCGAAACUUAUAUACGAGUCCGUGCAAUUUGAUGAUUCGUAUGCCUAUACCCUAAUUGCAGGCACUUUAAUUCCGAUUGUUAUUGUACAAUGGAAGACUAGAGACUAUGUCACUAGAAUGUUCCGUUUAUAUGACAAAACCAAGCCACAAACAUUGGACAAUUUGGUCAGUGACGAAAAGAUAAUUGCAGAGAAAUUGAACUUUACAGGGGGCAAGACAUACAACGAAUUAGUGGAGAUAACCAAUAACCCAUCUUUGAAGCUUUCACCAAAACCAAGAUGGUGGAAACCGUAUUCGAGCUGGGAGGAGAAAAGCAGCGACAGCGGCAAAGCGGGUGGAUUGAAGAGAGAGUUUUAUGUCAUGGACAAUAUCGGUGGCAUAAAAAUGGAUCGAUUAUGGGGUAUAGUGGAAAGAAAUAGCGGCGUUGACAAUGGAAGGACUUUUCCUAAAUAA
This is a messenger RNA of Lodderomyces elongisporus, 849 nucleotides long. RefSeq lists its product as uncharacterized. The record is from RefSeq and is a predicted model, not a curated record. Bases 1 to 849 code for a protein of 282 amino acids. NCBI's taxonomy places the organism in Eukaryota, Fungi, Ascomycota, Pichiomycetes, Serinales, Debaryomycetaceae. The transcript has a single exon.